AUGGAUGUUCGCGAGCGUCUGAGGAUGCUCCUCGAAGGAGACCCGGGUCUCAAAGAUCUGAAUACCGAGUUGAACCAGGCCCAAGCCGCCCGACCUGCCCCAGCUGCGGAUGGAGCCGACCCUGCCGAGUCCGACAAAGCUGAUCAAGGCGUAAGUGACUACGCUCUCCCAGUUGAUUUUAAGCCGGAAGAUGGCAUGAAGUACCCCGCAGGUGGUCAAUUCCCUUUGUCGUACAUUCGUACCCAUGUGGUUGGACAGCUACCUGAGCCGGAAGACAAGCUUUUGACUCAGAUCAAGCAGGAUGGCCGCCACCGCCAUACUCCGAAGAUGCGCCUUGAUCUCUCUGGCUUGCUCAAAUAUGAGCGUGGUGACGGCGAUAUUUUUGACACGGAUUCCGACGAGGAGCUGGUCACUGCGAUCCCAGUUUCCAAGUCGUUCACUCCGGCCGUCGCAAUGGCCCGCUUCCCUUUCAGAUACCUCCAUGGAGAGAAUGCCAAGAAAGUUAAUGAGCGGUUUUAUGAGGGCGAUAAGUUCUGGAACCGAACUUGGGACCUGUAUUCUCUGUCUGUUCCACGGUUUAUCUCCCAAACCACGUUUCUUUUGAUUCCCACUUUCCAAGCUCAAGCACUGCUCGAUGAAAUCAAUUCGGCCCUGGACCUCAAUUUGACUCUCACGGGCGUUGGCAAAGAAGGCCUCGUUAUUCAAAUCGACAAUGAAAAACUGCCGGCACCUGUGUACCUUGGCCGCAGCAGCACUCGUGAUCGGAAGAUGAAGUUGGAGAGUAAGGUUCCCUCGCCUUUGGAGAACUGGGGACCCUGGGUACAGCUGGUUGAGCCUCAUGUUUUCGAGGAAUUUGAAAAGAAAAUCAAGCAGUCCAUCGCCACAGUCAAGACCAAGAAGAACACCCACAAGCAGGCGGCCCGAGAUGCCCGAAUGAAGAAGUGGCAGGAGUGCCUAGGUCGUGUGCAAGCCUACUUUGGGCUGCGUCCUGCAUUGCAGCCGAAUGUUCCACAGCCGUCGUUUGCCAAUGGUCAGAUCCAAGCGAUUGAUGCUUUGCAACCUGUCAAUUGGGCCUUUCAAAAUGCCCCCAUUUUCAUCAGCAUUGAUCUCGAGUGGAUGGACCGUUACGGCGCUAUGGGCUCCCUGACUGAGGUCGGAAUUUCUACCCUGGAUAUGUUGGACUUGGAUGGUGUGGCUCCUGGUGAUUAUGGAGAGAAGUGGUUGAAACUAAUUCGAUCCCGCCACCUGCGUGUGAAGGAGUACCGAAACUGGGUCAACAACACUCACACUUCUGGAUGUCCUGGUAGCUUCCGAUUCGGCGAGAGUGAGCUAAUUCCACACGCCCAAAUUCCAAACGUUGUGGACACUGCAUUUUAUCCCCCAUACAUGGUUCCCCCGAAGGAAGAAAAGAUCCCCGCAUACCAGGUUCAGUCUAAGGGAGAAAAUAAGAUCGCCUCACACAAGAAUCGGAAGCGCACUGUGAUCUUGGUUGGUCUCGACCUCCAUGGUGACAUCAUGCAACUCCAGAGAGCGAAAAGCCAGAUUUUUGUCAAUCUACACGAACCCUCUUCGGUCAUUCAUGAGACGAUCGACGUGGCAGAGCUGUACUGUGCUGCUACUGGGGAGACCCAGCCACGAGGUCUUCAAGCACUGCUAGGCUUGCUGAAUAUUUUGAGUCCCGACUUGCACAAUGCCGGAAAUGAUGCAUACUACACCUUGCACGCUCUUAUUCGAUUGAUGCUGAGAGUAGCUGGGGAGAAGCCGUGGGGAUACGAAAGCGCUGAAGUUGGUGACAAGGAGCUUAACGUUAAGUCCAGCGACGAACGUAAGGAUAAGCUCCCGGUCACGGUCGAUCCCAAGGAUGAACGUAAGGAUAAGCGCGACGGUGCCACGUUUGAAUCCAUGGCUGCAAUGGGUGAAGGACCUUACGACGACACUGACGAAGUCCCCGUUUGGAGUCAUUAA
Penicillium hordei is the source of this 1965-nucleotide messenger RNA. RefSeq lists its product as uncharacterized. The transcript is spliced from 2 exons. The coding region runs from base 1 to 1965 and encodes 654 amino acids. Gene Ontology annotation, cellular component: nucleus. The record is from RefSeq and is a predicted model, not a curated record. Lineage: Eukaryota; Fungi; Ascomycota; Eurotiomycetes; Eurotiales; Aspergillaceae.